ACCCAGCAACAGACUUCCCUUUCAUCACUAGAUAGACAGAGUGGCCCACAGUGUCUUCUGUUAUGGGGAGCACUUCCAUUUGUGGUGGAUAUAGCUGGCUCUUUGUGUACAGUGCCUUGCAAAAGUAUUCAUCCCCUUUGGCAUUUUUCCUAUUUGUUGAAUUACUACCUGUAAUUUCAAUAGAUUUUUAUUUAGAUUUCAUGUAAUUGACAUACCCAAAAUAGUCCAAUUUGGUGAAGUGAAAAAAAUUAUUUGUUUAAAACUUAGUGCUGAAAUCCCGUUAAUGGGAUCGGUAUGACAACAGCCAGUGAAACUGCAGGGCGCCAAAUUCAAAACAACAAAAAUCUCAAGUAUUUUACACCAUUUUAAAGCUAAAAUUCUUGUUAAUCCAGCCACAGUGUAUGAUUUCAAAAAGGCUUUAUAGUGAAAGCACCACAAACAAUUAUGUUAAGGUCACCACCAAGUCACAGAAAAACACAGCCAUUUUUUCAGCCAAAUCUAGGAGACACAAAAAGCACAAAUAGAGAUCAAAUGAAUCACUAACCUUUGAUGAUCUUCAUCGGAUGACACUAAUAGGACUUCAUGUUACACAAUACAUGUGUGUUUUGUUUGAUAAAGUUAAUAUUUAUAUUUAAAAAAAUCUGAGUUUCCAUUGGCGCAUUAUGUUCAGUAGUUCCAAAAACAUCCAGUGAUUUUGCAUAGCCACAUCAAUUUACAGAAAUACUCAUAAACAUUGAUAAGAGUUAUAAGUGUUAUGUGUGGAAUUAUAGAUCCACUUCUCCUUAAUGCAACCGCUGUGUCAGAUUACAAAAAAGCUUUACGGAAAAAGCAAACCAUGCAAUAAUCUGAGAAUGGCGCUCAGAAAACAUUUACAUAUAUCCACCAUGUUGGAGUCAACAGAAGUUAGAAAUAACAAUAUAAAUAUUCACUUACCUUUGAUGAUCUUCAUCAGAAUGCACUCCCAGGAAUCCUAGUUCCACAAUAAAUGUUUGAUUUGUUCAAUAAUGUCCGUCAUUUAUGUCCAAAUAGCUACUUUUGUUAGCGUGUUUGGUAAACAAAUCAAAACUCACGAAGCGCAUUCACUAGUUGCAGAGGAAAUGUCAAAAAGUUAUAUUACAGUCCUUUAGAAACAGGUCAAACGAUGUAUGGAAUCAAUCUUUAGGAUGUUUAACAUAAAUCAUCAAUAAGGUUCCAACCGGAGAAUUCCUUUGUCUUCAGAAAUGCAAAGAAACGCAGCUACUUCUCAUGUGAAAUGCGCGUGACCAGCCUGUGGCACUCUGCCAGAGACCUGACUCAUUCAGCUCUCAUUCGGCCCCACCUCACAGUAGAAGCAUCAAACAAGUUUCUAAAGACAGUUGACAUCUAGUGGAAGCCUUAGGAAGUGCAACUUGACCAACAUCCCACUGUGUAUUCGAUAGGGGCAGAGUUGAAAAUCGACCAACCUCAGAUUUCCCACUUCCUGUUUGGAUUUUUUCUCAGGUUUUUCCCUGCCAUCUGAGUUCUGUUAUACUCACAGACAUCAUUCAAACAGUUUGAGAAAUGUCAGAGUGUUUUCUAUCCAAAUGUACUAACAAUAUGCAUACAUUAGCAACUGGGACUGAGUUUACUCUGGGCACCUCUGGGCACCUUAAUCAUCCAAGCUACUCAAUACUGCCCCCGGCCAUUAGAAGUUUUUUUUAAAUGCAACAAAAAAACUAAAAAAACUUUAAAAAACGGAAAGGUGGUGCGUGCAUAUGUAUUCACCCCCUUUGCUAUGAAAUCCCUAAAUAGGAUGUGGUGCAACCAAUUAGCUUAGGAAGUCACAUAAUUAGUUAAAUAAAGUCCACCUGUGUGCAAUCUAAGUGUCACGUGAUCUCAGCAUAUAGACACCUGUUCUGAAAAGCCUCAGAGUCUGCAACACCACUAAGCAAGGAGCACCACCAAGAAAGCAGCACCAUGAAGACCAAAGAGCUCUCCAAACAGAUCAGGGACAAAGUUGGGGAGAAGUACAGAUCAGGGUUGGGUUAUAAAAAAAUAUCUGAAACUUUGAACAUCCCACGGAGCACCAUUCAAACCAUUAUUUAAAAAAUGGAAAGAAUAUCGCGCCACAACAAACCUGCCAAAAGAGGGCGGCCCACCAAACUCACAGACCAGGCAAGGAGGGCAUUAAUCAGAGAGGCAACAAAGAGACCAAAGAUAACCGUAAAGGAGCUGCAAAGCUCCACAGCGGAGAUUGGAGUAUCGGUCCAUAGGUGUAACGGUUUUCUUGAGGUGAAUCAAAUCAAAUCAAAUCACAUGUAUUUAUAUAGCCCUUCGUACAUCAGCUGAUAUCUCAAAGUGCUGUACAGAAACCCAGCCUAAAACCCCAAACAGCAAGCAAUGCAGGUGUAGAAGCACGGUGGUUAGGAAAAACUCCCUAGAAAGGCCAAAACCUAGGAAGAAACCUAGAGAGGAACCAGGCUAUGUGGGGUGGCCAGUCCUCUUCUGGCUGUGCCGGGUAGAGAUUAUAACAGAACAUGGCCAAGAUGUUCAAAUGUUCAUAAAUGGCCAGCAUGGUCGAAUAAUAAUAAGGCAGAACAGUUGAAACUGGAGCAGCAGCACAGCCAGGUGGACUGGGGACAGCAAGAAGGAGAGGCGGACCAAAACGCAGCGUGGUGGUUAUUCAUGGUACUUUAAUAAAGACACUAUACAUGAAUAAACUAACAAAACAAUACAUGUGAGAAAACCUAAACAGCCUAUCUGGUGAAAACAAACACAGAGACAGGAACAAUCACCCACCAACACACAGUGAAACCCAGGCUACCUAAGUAUGAUUCUCAAUCAGAGACAACUAAUGACACCUGCCUCUGAUUGAGAACCAUACUUGGCCGAAACAUAGAAAUACCCAAAUCAUAUAAAAACAAACAUAGACUGCCCAAACCCUCCCCCCCCCCAAAGGUGCAGACUCCGGCUGCAAAACCUUAACCUAUAGGGGAGGGUCUGGGUGGGCGUCUGUCCGCGGUGGCGGCUCUGGCGCAGGACGCGGACCCCACUUCACCAACAUCUUAGUCCGCCUUCUUGUCCACUUCCGUGGCCUCCUAACCAUGGUGACCCUACUAAAUGACCCCACUGGACUGAGAGGCAGCUCGGGACAGAGGGGCGGAAGCUCUGGACAGAGGGGCGGAAGCUCUGGACAGAGGGGCGGAAGCUCUGGACAGAGGGGCGGAAGCUCUGGACAGAGGGGGGGAAGCUCUGGACAGAAGGGCAGGGGCUCUGGGCUGAGGGGCUCUGGCGCCUCUGGGCUGACUGGCGGCACUGGUGGCCCCUGGCUGACUGGCGGCACUGGCGGCCCCUGGCUGACUGGCGGCACUGGCGGCCCCUGGCUGACUGGCGGCACUGGCGGCCCCUGGCUGACUGGCGGCACUGGCGGCCCCUGGCUGACUGGCGGCACUGGCGGCCCCUGGCUGACUGGCUGCACUGGCGGCCCCUGGCUGACUGGCGGCACUGGCGGCUCCUUGCAGACUUGCGGCACUGGCGGCGCUGGGCAGACUGGAGGCACUGGUGGCGCUGGGCAGACAGGUGGCUCAGGCGGCACUGGGCAGACGGGUGGCUCAGAUGGCGCUGGGCAGACCGGUAGCUCAGAUGGCGCUGGGCAGACUGGCGACUCUGAUGGCGCUGGGCAGACGGGAAGCUCUGGCAACGCUGGAGAGGUAGGCUCUGGCAGCGCUGGACUGAGCAUCUCUGGCGCCUCUGGAAUGAGGGGCUCUAGCGCCUUUGGACUGAGGGGCAGGAGCUCUGGCAGCGCCAAACAGGCGGCAGACUCCGGCAGCGCUGGAGAGGAGGAAGGCUCUAGCAGCGCUGGACUGAGGAGCUCUGGCGCCUCUGGAAUGAGGGGCGGGAGCUCUGGCUGCGCUGGAGAGGAGGAAGGCUCUGGCAGCGCUGGACAGGCGGGAGCACCUGUAGGGAUGAGAUGGAGAGACAGCCUGGUGUGAGGGGGUUGCCACCGGAGGGCUGGUGCGUGGAGGUGGUACCGGAUAGACCGGACCGUGCAGGCGCACUGGAGCUCUUGAGCACCGAGCCUGCCCAACCUUACCCGGUUGAAUGCUCCUGGUCACCCUGCCAAUGCAGCGAGGUGGAAUAGCUCGCACUGGGCUGUGCAGGCGAACCGGGGACACCGUGCGCAAGGCUGGUGCCAUGUAAGCCGACCCAAGGGGACUCACUGGGGACCAGAUGCGUAGAGCCGGCUUCAUGGCACUUGGCUCGAUGCUCACUCUAGCCCGGCCGAUACGCGGAGCUUCAAGAAUAUGGUUUCAAGAAUAUUUCAAACCAAUACAUGUAUGUAUAUUCGAUAUUCAUCAAUGACUGUUAUAGGCCUAUAUUCAAUUAUAACGUUUCCUGUUCGUAAUAAAAAUCCCAUCUUCAUAAAAAAACAGUCUAAACAUAAGAAAUUGUCUCAUCCAACAUUGGCUCCUCGUAGUUAAAAAAAACGGAGCCAUCUACUAGGCCUGAAGGCCUGUAUUCGUCAUCCCACUAACCAGAGCUCGGAAUCGGUCCGUACCUCACCAUCUGUUGCAUCAUUGACCUCUCCAGAGUCCUGGUGAUCAAACCUCUCAUACAUGGAAUCAAACAACAUCCACAAAGAACCAAAACACUCAUACAGGUGAAAGUUGCCCACAACACAGUGAUUAUGACAUUUUUCCAUUUCCAAAACACACUGUCAAACCAAUUUGUUAGAGCGUUAUCCACCCCAGAGUUCUUUGCUAAUUCGUGAGCUAAUGUGGUUAAACCAGCCAGGGCCUUGGUCACUGAUCCGUCUGGAGCUGUGUUAUCAUAAAAUAAACGUACAGCAAUGAACCCCAAUCAUUCUACCUACCCCGCCCUUUUCUGCCAAUUAACAUAUCGAGAGUCAGUCUAUUUUACCAGGUCAUGAGGGAGGUGGCAGAUAAUUGGUCAGAGAACCCCUUUACUGCAUCCCCAGUAUCAUUCACAAAUCUCUGUUGAUUAUAAUAUAGAUGUCAUUAAUCCAAUCCACAUUUUUAUAUAUUGUCAACCACCAAAAUAAUGUAGUGGUAAAGUCUUCACCUUUGAUUCAUAGCUUUGUAUUAAUCUGUAACUUCCCUGAGGAUGCCAAUAGCAUCCAUCUAGACAAAGUUACUCCCAUCCUGGUCAAAACUCCUCCUGUGCCUACUUUAGCCUCCUAUAACUGGCCUCUGAUGACUAACUCGAACUGAUUGGACCAAUAACACCGGGGCGCAAGUUCCUAACCACCCUUUUUGGUAGUUUCUGUCGUAUACGUCCUUUGCUGGUAUGAGCCCACCCUACAUCAGAUAUAGGUGCUGUGAGGUUAACCUCUCUAGGGUAUGUGGGACGCUAGCGUCCCAUCUGGCCAACAUCCAGUGAGUUUGCAGAGCCAAAUUCAAUUACAGAAAUGCUGAUUAUAAAAAUUCUGAAAACAAAACAUAUUUUACAUAGGUUUAAAGAUUAACUUCUUGUUAAACCAACCACAGUGUCAUAUUUAUAAAAUGCUUUUCGGCAAAAGCAUACCUAGCCCAGAACAUACCUUGCCCAGAACAUAGCCCAGUUGACAAAUGAAUCCUACAGACGAAGAACCAUAUAUGUGACAUAAAAAAAGAGAUAUACAUGAAAAAUCAUUAUUGGACACCAUUUUUCUAUAGUGAACCGGUUUCACAAGCUUUUCACGUGCUAAUUAACAAUAAUUUUAAAUUUAAAGAUAGGCUCUCGUGGAAUAACCGUUUAUGUGCAUCACUCAUGGAAGGACAAGCGCACAACCUUUCUGUUGCUGAUGAAAAUCGCAGAAAUGUGGGAAAGAAACGUAAAACAAAACUAAAAGAAUGGAAAGACAGGCAAAGGAAGAUCUUACGGGAUGCGGGAAAACCCUAUACAAAUAGUAAGGGUCAAGACAAAACUGGGAAAAGCUGUCCAAAAGAGGUAUGUGGAAAAACCGUAUAUCAAGCUAGCUAGCUAUAGAGUACAGUAACUAAGAUGUAUGUUCUGGGUUGUCUAAUUUGUAACUAUAGAGAAAACAUAUUAGCUAAAGUUCGUUGGCUACUAACUCAUACAUUAUCGUUACAAAUGCUAUUGCUAGAUUAUAGAAGAAACAUAGCUAGCUACUUUUUGUCCAUCCACCGGAUGAUUCGACAUGGCUACAGUAGCUAGCUAGUUACACUGUAUCCUGCAGGGAAGAGCAUGUUCCACGACGUGCAGAAAGGAUUGUGGAAAGUUGACUGAUGAACGCAAGCUGCAUCUGUUCAACAGUUUCUAUACUGUCCCAUACGAGAAACAACAAGCGUUGAUUCUCUCCGGCUUAGAACAGGUUAGAAAUAAGACAAAACGCCUAUUAUUAUAAUAGCUACAUUGAACACUUGCAUAGUUUAACUUUGACAGUAAUGAUACGUACAUUAACGUUAACUCUAAAAGGGCUGUGUUACACAAUGGUGCAAUACAAACUCAUUCUGUGUAUAGAUUGGGAGUGUGUGAAAGAUGGAGGUCCUGAUCAAGCAAUAUCCUGAAUGUGCUACAGUAUAUUAAAUUCUGAAUUCAUCAUUGUCAAAUUUUAUUGCAGCAUGAGGUGAAACGGAGACGUAAACCUGAGGAUACAAAGGAGAACAAACGACGAACAAACCUUCAAAUACCAUGUACAGCAAGCAGGCCAGAAAUUGAAUGUGUGCAAUGUUACUUUCAUGUCUGUGUUCCAGCUAACCAACAGCCGUCUUCAGGCAAGUGAAAAUAUGAAUUAAUGUCUAUAUGAAUAUCAACUACAAACAUAUUGUAUUCUCUAUACUACUUUUGAAUAACCUGCUAAUUGAAAUGUAAUUGUUUUGGUCAGGUUAUUCAGGAAAGGUUAGCUGAGGCAGGUGAGGUUGCAGGGUCUCCAGAUCAGACUACUGAGGCUAGGUCUCCUUUAGAAGAUGGAAGAGGGAAGCAUAGCAAUAGGUCAUGCGCUAUGGAUUCCAGUCUGGAUUAUUUCACUAUAGCAGUGCUCUAAACAAUCUUCUAAACAUUAACAUAGAGUAUCGAAUGGAUGAAUAGCGAAUUCUGAAACAAAAAUAUAAAAAUGUUUAUUAUAAAAUGAUGGUAACUAAGCUGUCCAACUACCACCUGAGCAUUGAGCGAUUACCUUCCCCCUCCCACCGGACGGCACUGGCCUAAUUCUCGCUGCCCUACAGGACCCCCGGCCACAAACGGCAAUGGCGUGACCGGGAUUUGUACCCCGGUUAUAGCGACACAGUUGCACUCUAAGGCAAGUCCCUAGACCAUUGAGAGAAUACAAGUUUAACAACACCUUGUUGUCUCCUUACAGGCCACAUCGGAUACAUGCUACAGUGAAAGAGGGCAUCAAGGAGCACAUUCUAUCUUUCCCAAGAACCCAGAACCACUACUCUCGGAUGAAGGGGGAUGUACACAGAGAAUACCUCAGCCCUGAUCUGAAUUUGUUGCGAAUGUACCGACUCUACAAAGAGAAGAAUACCACAUCAUCUGCAAAAUUCUGGGUUUAUAGGGACAUUUUCAAACAGCAGAGUCUCAAUUUCGGCCUACCCAGGAGUGACACCUGUGGCAAAUGUGACGCAUUCUUCACUAAGAUGUCAGCAGCAACAUCUGAAGAGGAGAAGAGGAAGAUUGCAGUUGAAAGUGAGUUGCACCAUCGAAAAGCCGAAAAGGCCUACACACAGCUUCAAAGUGACACUGAGUGGGCUAAAGCCAAUGCUGACUGCCAUGUCAUUUCUGUGGAUUUACAGAGGGUGAUGUACACCCCUAAUCUGACCCACUCCAAUGUCUACUACCAGCGGCAGCUGUCAAAUUUUAACUUUUGCAUCCAGGAACUUGGAAAAAAGAUCCUGCAUACAUGUGUGUUUGGCAUGAGGGGAUUGGACACAGAGGGUCCAUUGAGGUGGCAAGCUGCAUAAUGAAGUGGGUGAAGACAAAAUUCACGCCACUCACCAAACCAGAGGUGCGCAAGUUGAUCAUAUUCAGUGACAGAUGCUGUGGGCAGAAUAACAACUGGCGGAUGCUCAAUCGGAUGUCGAUGCUCGUCUCUAUGGGUUACUUUACCCAAGUUGAGCAGAAGUUCAUGGUCUCUGGUCAUUCUUUCUUCCUUGUGAUCGAUCUUUUGCCACCAUCGAGAAGAGGCGCACGGUGUCAGUCCUUCAUACACCUGAUGAUGUUUCAAAGAUGAUACUUGAAGCACAACCAGCAAAACCAUUCAAGGUGAUGAGGAUGCAAUGUGAAGACUUCAGGCACCUCCCAGAUUCUGUUCUCAAGCGACCAGCUGGACUACAGAUCACCUCAGUGAGGUGGUUAAAAGUCACAGUUGAGGAUCCUUGGAAUCUGUACGCCAGACAGAGCCACAGUCUAUUUGAGGGAUAGAAAUCGUGGCUGAUCUCCAAACCAAAACAAGGAGCUACACCUCAACCUCCCUAUUUUGCAAGCCACUACCCUAGAGGAUAUGAGAGUCCUCUGCCCAUCAAAAAAACAAGUACCAAGAUCUGAUGACCAUGCUCAACUACUUGCCAGCUGCUGCACGCUCUUUUUAUGAAUCACUGCAGAGUGAAUAAUUUGUUGUUAAACCAAGCUACAUAAUUAACUGUUUUUUUCUGUGAGUUUAUGAUCCCCUGAACCUGUAUAGUGUGUUGAAUCUGAAUACAUUUCAGAAGACAUGUCACCCCUAUUGUAGGAAAUUAAAUGUAUAGUAGGUGUUUUCUAUGUGAAUCAAUUUGUGUAUGAUUUGAACCAGCACAAUAUAUUGAAUUAAUUUAAUUUUAAGAUGUUGUUCCUAGUGUAGAAAAUGUUAUGCACAAUGUGUUCUGUUGAGUAUUAUUUUGUGUGUGAUCAUUUGAACCUUUUUUAAUCUGAAUGAAUUAAAAACAAAUAAGUCGUCACAUACAGUAUGUGAGUAUUCAUUUGA
Molecule: messenger RNA, 8881 nt
Organism: Oncorhynchus masou masou (cherry salmon)
Lineage: Eukaryota; Metazoa; Chordata; Actinopteri; Salmoniformes; Salmonidae
Product: keratin, type I cytoskeletal 9-like
Exons: 2
Coding region: 3063-3950 (295 amino acids)
Source: RefSeq, a predicted model, not a curated record